This is a messenger RNA of Bacidia gigantensis, 1056 nucleotides long. RefSeq lists its product as uncharacterized. The transcript has 3 exons. The record is from RefSeq and is a predicted model, not a curated record. The coding region runs from base 1 to 1056 and encodes 351 amino acids. Lineage: Eukaryota; Fungi; Ascomycota; Lecanoromycetes; Lecanorales; Ramalinaceae.
AUGCAUGCAGCAGCUGCCUCAAUUUCCUUGCUGCACGCCUCCAGGUUGCCGAUUAUGCCUGGAUCAAAUGUUGGACGCUGGCACCAUGUUACUCGUGUCAGACCAGUCCAACGACUAGCCGCAAGGCCCAUUGACGCACCUGCGCCUUCUGUAGCUGAUCUAGCUGAUGGUCUCGCCAAACUCACCAUCCAGAAGGUUCAGCCUGUUCGCGUUGCUUCUGGAAGCUCGCGUUCUUCAGCUUCAUCUGUCUCUAUCACAAAGGCGGCCAAGAAAUUGGUCGACGACAGAAUAGCAGCUCGACGACACAAAGUCGUCAGUGAAACAGUCAAGCAGGCCAGCAAUGACAAGCGAGGGGCUUCAGCCAAACCCAAGUCACUCGCGGCCAGAUCGACAGGCGUCGCCGCUAGGAAGAAGAAGCCAGUCAAUAUUCCUUCUUCUGUGGAUGCACGCUCGGCCUCAUGGACCACGGUCUCGGACACGACAAAUUCAACGAGUACCUGGCGUACUUGUUCCACGUCUGAGUCGCGGCCAUGCAUUGCUGGUUCUGUUAAGCCCCACUAUCCCGGGUCAACUGCAGACAAUUCUUGCUCUACGAGCGAGUGCCCUGAAGCUGUCACUUCGGAUGAUGAAUCCAUAUGUGACGGGGGAAGGCGCACAAUGCAGUUGUUAUUGGGGCCGGGAUACCGACCUAUCAUGUCCAAGGAGGAAUUCCGUAGGGAAUACUCCGGAAUCGACAGAAGGCCACCAUUCGUGCUUGAUCGCGAUGCACAUCUAUGGCCUGACUGGGACCCAGUCAUGGGGUUCCGAGACUGUCCUGAUUCACGGCUGGACAAGUUCCGGGAGGACGAUGAAUUCCAGACAACAGACAAGCAACCAUUUGUCGGAAGAACUCCUGAGGAAAGAGCCGAGGAUGAUAGGUCGGAAGGGGAAUGGCUGAGCGAGGUCAAUGCCAUAUCCCUCCAUCUCUGGAACAAGAAAUUGCAUCCGGAGCAUGGAAGCAGCUGUUUUUGGUGCAGUUAUGACGGCAUCAGAGUACACUGUGACUUGGAUGUUUGA